AUGCCGCGAGAAGGCGACUUUGGCAGCGUAAAUGACAGGACUAGCAGUUCAGGCCAGAGGUUCUUCAGACUUCACGACCAAAAAUUCAAGACAUUUCAAGCCAAUGCUGGGGCAAAAUGUUUCGAUCGUGUUCUUUAUUCAGAAAGCUGGAAGGAUCUCCUCAACGGCCUCGGGAAGCUGGCAGACCUCUUUCCCGUGGGUGACCUGGAGAUAGGACCUUCUGGUCCUAUGCCGAGCGGCGGUGGUUUCCAGAUCUCUGAGCAAUGGACUUCUACGUGUGGAAGGACCAUCAUCUACGAUUCCAGUCGAUCUGUCCUCCAGGGGGGCAAUUUCGGAGAAUCCUUUACGCCUGAGAAUUCGGAAUUGACCGUUGUUGAUUCAGUGGCCAACAACUUAUCUCCAAGUCAUCUAUGCAACACAGCUUUUGUUCACUGCUCCCGAAACGCAGCCUUAGCUGCCCAGACCCUGAAUACCUUGGGACAGCUUGACGCCUUGAGACCUUAA
Molecule: messenger RNA, 504 nt
Organism: Colletotrichum lupini
Lineage: Eukaryota; Fungi; Ascomycota; Sordariomycetes; Glomerellales; Glomerellaceae
Exons: 8
Coding region: 1-504 (167 amino acids)
Source: RefSeq, a predicted model, not a curated record